Racocetra persica is the source of this 367-nucleotide messenger RNA. NCBI's taxonomy places the organism in Eukaryota, Fungi, Glomeromycota, Glomeromycetes, Diversisporales, Gigasporaceae. The record is from the annotation of a GenBank genome assembly.
GAAAUACAGCCAAGAAGUAAAAGGAGAAGGAGGGAAAAGGGCAAAAAAUCUCUAUAUGGCACGGAUAUUAGCCAUAGACCCCUCAGGAACUAGCAUUAGUGGCUUAUUUUACCUUGAAAACUGGAAUAAUUACGAAAUCAGUUCUAUUUCGGCUAAAAAUUGGCUAGAACAAGCCGAAAAGAUAGAAAAUUACCUGAAAAAUAAACAAGUAGAAAUCUUAUUAAUAGAAACUACUAAUCUUUAUAAGAAAUCAGGCUAUACCUAUGAAAUGCCAGCUUUAAUUAAAUUAGUUGGCUUAUUAGAGUAUUUAUCUUUACAAAAUGGAAUAGAAUGCCAUUUGAUUAGUAAUCGGUUUAUGCCUCAAUGA